This is a messenger RNA of Branchiostoma floridae (Florida lancelet), 1429 nucleotides long. Its product is annotated as platelet-activating factor acetylhydrolase-like. NCBI's taxonomy places the organism in Eukaryota, Metazoa, Chordata, Leptocardii, Amphioxiformes, Branchiostomatidae. The record is from RefSeq and is a predicted model, not a curated record. The transcript is spliced from 9 exons. Bases 56 to 1276 code for a protein of 406 amino acids. Gene Ontology annotation, molecular function: 1-alkyl-2-acetylglycerophosphocholine esterase activity.
UUUGUUGACAGGGAAGCGUCUGACUUGUAAGAAGCUGGCAGCCCAGACAGACACCAUGGGGUCCAGGCUGGGCAUCAGGGCAGGGACAGGGCCGCACACCGUGGGCAUCACAGACAUCAUGACUGCUGGGCCUGACAAACACGGUGUGUUUCUGAGGCUGUUCUACCCAACUGAACCAUGUGACAUCAGACAGAGGAAGCAUGAUUGGCCAACAUGGACACCAAGUCGUCAGUACUUAGAUGGCUACUUCAAGUUCAUUGGUGUUCCAAAAUGGACUUACUCUUUAUGCAGAUUGAUAGUGGGUAAUCCCAAGGUCCCAGCCAUCCCGAAUGCCCCAUUUUUAAAGAAGGAAACUCCAUCCAAGUUCCCAGUGAUAGUUUUCUCCCAUGGACUGGGCGGACAGAGGACAACGUACACUGUUGUAUGUUUAGAGAUGGCAUCAAGGGGGUAUCUAGUCGCUUCUAUUGAACACAGAGAUGGUUCAGCCUCGGCAACUCAUGUGAUCAGGCAAGAGGACGAUGGGAAAACUCAAACAGUAGAGUGGGUCCCCAUGAUUCCUAAACCAGAGGGAGACGAAUAUCCUGUUAGGAAUAAACAGGUCCACCAGCGUGCAGAUGAGCUGGGUCACAUGCUGGACCUUCUGGUCAGUAUGGACCAGGGCAAUAACAUCAACAACUUGUGCCAGACAGGCAUGGACCUAUCACAGUUCAAGGAUAAGCUGGACUUGGACAGGGUUGCAGCUAUGGGCCACUCCUUUGGUGGUGCCUCCUCCCUGGUCUCUCUCUACAAAGAUCCCAGGUUAAGAUGUGCCGUUAUACUGGACGGCUGGAUGUUACCCAUAGACAGAGAGAUGUACCCACAGAUCAGCCAGCCAAUCCUCUUCAUCAACACGGAGGCCUUCCAUUGGCCAGGGAACAUCGUACGCAUGAACAGACUCAUGGGAAAGGAGGGGGUCGACCGCAAGAUGAUCACUAUAAAGGGGACUGUUCACCAGAGUCAGUCAGACUUCACCUUCCUGUUUGGAAAGUUCUUUGGUACACGAGUCCAUAGCAGAGGAGCGCUAGACCCACAUGUAGCCAUAGACAUCAACAAUGAAGCUUCCCUGGCCUUCCUAGCAAAACAUCUGGACUUACCAGGAGAUGACUACAACAGUACUGUACUGGAGGGGGAACAUCUCAUCCAGGGAACAAACGUCAAACUGGACCCCAGACCAGCCAAGGAGAAACAGGUGGACACAAGUGUGGACAAGCCCACUCCUGAUGAGGCCAAGUUGUAACUCUUCUCUUCACGUGGUACAAGAACUGUGUACCCAAGUUCAUUGCUUGGUCAAAGUGCUCUGGAAAAUGUUGACGAUUUUACAAGGGUAUAUCUGAAUUUUUUUUUUUUUUCAACAUUUUGUAAUCUCCAAGCAGAUAUUGCGUGGCAUAAG